AUCGUAACUGUCAGUUUUUGAAGUGCGGAGUUCUAAACCGAGUAUUAGAUUUCUAGUUUUGAAUGAUUUUCCACUUUUAUUUUAAGUUUUUAAAUGUAAAUUAAUUAUGAUUCAAACUUAUAUAAUUUUGGACUUGGAAACUACAGGACUUCCUUCCACUAACUAUGGGGAAACAAAAAUUACUGAAUUAUCUUUGAUAUCUGUUUCCCCUAACCAUUUUGAUGAUAUCUCGGUAGGAUGUAUACCACGAGUACUAAAUAAGUUAACAAUGUGUUUUCAUCCUCAAAGAUUUAUUGCAGAAGAGAGUAAAAGGAUCACAGGAUUAAGUAAUGAACUUCUUGAGUCACAAAGAACAUUUGAUGUAAAGGUUUGUGAGCUAUUGGAAAAUUUUAUUAUGGGUGAACCCCAACCAGUUUGUUUGCUUGCUCAUAAUGGCUAUAGAUUUGAUUUUCCAUUAUUGCAAGCUCAUACCAAAAUUUUAGGAAAGCCACUUCCAGAUACAUUGUUAUGCAGUGAUACAUUACAUGCAUUCAGAGAAUUACAAAUUCUAGAAAAACCACCUCCUUGGCAGAUUCCUCAUGAAGUGAUUCAGCCAUACACCCCUCCCCAAAGAGAAGAUGAUGAUUGGAUUAACCAUUCUUCUACUGAAAUAUGCAGGGUCAUAGAUGAAUUGGAAAAGUCAAUCUUAAGUGAUGAUAUUCAUCUUAGUUUAGAUUAUGUAUAUGGAAAGACACCCGAGAAGAAGAGACUUCCUAGGGAAGAUCCACCACCGAGGAGAAGAGAAAGUGUACCUCAAGGACCCACUCAAUCAGUUCCAUCCAAAGUCAGAAGGAAUUUGUUUGGAUCUCAAGUUAAAAAACCAUCUUAUAGACUUGAAAAUGUAUAUCAACAUCUAAUGAAAAAAAAAAUUUCGAAUGCUCAUUCUGCUGAAGGAGAUAGUUAUGCUAUUCUUGAAUGUAUUAGUGCAAUUGGUCCUCCUUUUCACAACUGGGUAUUAAGUAAUCACAGGAAACUAUCCAGCAUUUUAAAAUUGUGGUAAAUCCUGUGUGUUUAUAUUAAUGUGUCCUUAAUAUAUCAUAAGAUAUUUUUGUUUUAUUAAUUUAUGGUCUUCUGUUUAUAUUCUGAAUUGCCAUAGAAUUGUUAUUAAUAGCAUUUGGAGCUUCCAAGGCAACCAAUAAGCAAUAGGUUAUUGUUAAAUUAAAGUUCAGUUUAGGUAUUAUUCGUGGUGCCAAAAAUUUAUGCCCUGGUUAAUUCCAUUUUUUUCAACAUACUUCAUUGAAUUUGUUAGGUAACUUAUCUUUGACCUCUCUUACCUUUUUAGAGCACCUUGUGCAUCCCAAUCCAUUGUAAUUUUUUGCUCAGCUGUAACCAAUCUAUUUCAAGUCUAUCAAUUUUAUUAUUUUAAACCUAUUCUUAAUAAUCAUCUGUUACCCAACACUUAACACUUUUGUAUAAUUAUCUUAGUCACUCUACGUUUCAUAGGUAUUUAAUAAUAUAAAUACAAUCUUUUAUUGCCAGUGCACAAUUGUGUACCCUUCAAGAUUCUCUUGUUUUUCUAGAUAGUUUAUAACUAGAUAAAAGCAUCAUUGCCAUUAUAAAUUAUACUUUUUGGUUCUCCAUUUUGAUUUACAGUGCUUCCAACAUAGUUAUGAGUUAGUUCUUUAUAAGAGCUAAUCAUGGCAACCAUUUUUUGACUCUCAUUUUUUUUUUGUCUUAAAUAUUGUGGUCAAAACCAAUUAUUUUUUGAAAAUAAUUAUUUUUGUGUAUACCUCUGUUUAUAACAACUUGAAAUUGGAAAGGUGACAUUAGAUUUCCUAAGCAUAUUGUUGUUGUGGUUUUUACUGUCCUAGUUAUAUGCCUUCAUGAAAAACACAAUAAUCAACAUCUUUAAAUACCUAAUAACUUUACAAGAUUUAAUUUUUAGUUUGUGGAUUCCGUACUUCUCUAUUGAUAAAAAGGUUUUGUCGAAAUCUAUUGAUACCGUACACAAUGGGCUUUGCCAUUUCCUGCUUACAUUUCUCUCAGCUGGUUUAAUACUGCCUAUUCCUAUUUAAGUAUUGUGUCUAAUAUUUUAUUUUUAGUGGUUAUUUUGUCAUAUUAUUGAUCUUUUAAUAGGCUAGAAAAGACCGGUUUUUCUAUUUUACCAUGAUUGCUUUUAGUUCCAAGUGUUACAUCUAUGGCACAAGAAUAUCAGAGGAGUUUUGAUGUAGGAAAUAGAAUUUUUUUUUCAUUUUCAAAAUGUAUUUCCUCUGUUAAAAUCUUAACAAUAUCUGCUGUAAGAAGUGAAAUAUCAACUAUUUUUAUAUUAUAAAAACAUUAUAAAAGCUGUUAUAAAAUAGAUAGGAUAAUAUUUUGUUAGAUAAACAUCUCAAAAUAAGAAGGUGGAAAACAAUUUAAAAAGAUUAAAAUUAGUCCUUAAAAUUUCAGGAGUUCAUAAUUGGAGCAAAACUGCUUUAAAAGACAUAAAUAUGUUUUUAAAAACACUCAUUAAGUCAGAUCCCAAAAAACAGAAAAGGGACAUAUGUUUUAGCCCUCAUAUUUUCAGUUGCAUACAUUUGUUAGUUCUAUGGGGAAGUCUAAAUUUUUGUUCCUUGACUUGAAAAGUCUAGAUAAAAGAAAAGUUUCUUUAACACAAAUCAAAGCUAGAAUCUCACUUCAUGGCUUGACAAACAUCCAAAUGAACUUCAUUUGUUUUGUCUAAAAUUGUCUCACCAUGGGAGGUUACGAACAUGUGGUCACCAAUUUCAGUGAAACUUAUUUUGGUAAUUCUAGAUCAAAAAAUAUUAGACCCAUGUCUGAGGAUUCUUGCCAAUUCACCAUUGGAGUCGAUAAAAAAAAAUUAUAUAUAGUUUCAAAUAAAAUUUAUGUUGUUAAUUUGCUUUGCCCAGAUUUUAUGAAAAAAAUUUUAAUGUUUCAAUUGCUCUGACAAUUCGUAUUUUAGUGCUUUUUGGGCUGAGAAAAACUAAAUCAACUUUGUUUCUCCCUAACUAUUAAACUAUUUAUCUCCACAUUGCUACGUUGGUUUGUUAAAUUUGUUCCUGCUGAGUAGCAAAAAAAUAGUUCUAGGUCUGGCUCUAAAGUAAAGAAUUUUUUAAGGAUAAACAAAAUUGACAUUCGUUUUUCUCACUUAAAAAACCCUUAAAUUUUUAUUGGAAUCGAGACAUUUUUGCAUGAGAUUUUUGCCCAGAGUUGAGUGGACCCUUCAAAAUUCUGUCACCAACCACAAAAAUUAUAACUUUAGAAUCACUCCAACGAACAUUACUAGAAAAUUAAGGCUUUGACCUAUCUUACCAUGCUACAUAAAAUGCUAUGUAUAUAAUUUUGAAGAAAAUCCUGGGAAGCUUUGAAUACUUUAGUUAAUGGCCGGAAAAACAAGCAUCCUAGAUAAUUAAAUACUAAAGUAUGUAAUCUUUGAUGUCUUAUUAUAAGAAUUCAUAGUUAUGCAAUUUAAAGAACAUGAAUGUUAACUUUCUUUUUCAUAAAAACAAAUUUACAUAGCCUAUUUUACCGGUAGCAUCUUUUGGUUUUUGUUAUUCAAGAUACUUUAUGACUCAUUUUAUACCAUAACCAAUAUUCGUUUCUUAUUCUGCAGAAAAAAAGAAAUCAAUUGGUAUAUAAUAACCUAAAAAUCCAAAAUUAAUCAAAUCAAAAAUUAAUUACAUACAUUUUAUUUCAAAUUACAUAAAAUAUUGUUUUUCUCGGCUUCUAAGGUUCAUUGGCUAGAACCCUCGAACAUGGUUCUAAUAUUUUUUAACAUAUCACCAAAAAAAGUUUCAUUGAAAUCGCUCCGUAAUCUCCCCCUGUCAGUGGAUGGACCUAUACGUUUUUAACUGACAGAAAAAAAAUUCUUGUAAGAAAGUACUGUCUCUCGGUCAAUGAUUGUGCAUUAAGGUGAUUUGACAGAGCUCACGCUAAUUGAAACUAAACCUUUUUUUAUUAAUAUGUAUAUAUUUUAUUUUGGGUUUUGAGCUUUAUAGGUCAUUGAUUAUUUUAGGUUCAUUAGCAAACAUUAUUAAUUAUGAUAUCGGUAUUUUAAUGUAGUAAAUGUGUGUGUGAAUACUAGGCAAAAUUUCAGUCUUUUAUGAUAAUAAUUUUUUUUUUUUUAUCCAUUUUGUCAAAACUGAAAGUUCAACAAUUUAUUUGUUUAGCUUGAUAAUAUCACUAUCUUUUUUUUUCUGAAAUACUUUGGCUAUAACCUUUGCAAAAAUAUGAAGACAUCCCAUUUAAUGCGCUGGUUUUCUUCUGUAUAGCCAGCAUUAUAAUUAUAUAAUUGUUGUAAAUUAGUGAAUAUAUUGCAAUAAACCAUUAUAAGUUGUGUUUACUUAACCUCUCUGAUGUCCGUUGUCUUACCUGUAAUAGUGGUUCUCUAAAAAAAUCAACUCAGAAAGAGAAUGCG
Nezara viridula (southern green stink bug) is the source of this 4396-nucleotide messenger RNA. NCBI's taxonomy places the organism in Eukaryota, Metazoa, Arthropoda, Insecta, Hemiptera, Pentatomidae. The record is from the annotation of a GenBank genome assembly.